Molecule: messenger RNA, 2121 nt
Organism: Paramecium sonneborni
Lineage: Eukaryota; Ciliophora; Oligohymenophorea; Peniculida; Parameciidae
Source: the annotation of a GenBank genome assembly
AUGUAAUAAAAUUUAGAGCAAAUCUAUUAAUAAUUACCUGAAGCAAACAUACAGACAAUCUCUUAUGAUUUAGACUUAAAAAUUAUAAACGAGGAAGACAAAGAAAAAAAGCAAUAUCAGUAUCCAGUAUUUGUUAUUUAAAUUUUAGACUAUUACUAAAGAAUGUAUGCAUCCAAAAGAUUGCUAUGAACUUGAGUUCAUUAUGAAAGAAAUGCAGGCGGGUGGAGCUUUUUAAUGCAAGAUUUGCAAAAAAUCAGCAACCAAAGUAGAGGAUUUGGUAAAAGAUUUAAGGUAUAGAGUUCGAAUUGAAUUUAAUGAAUUUGUAACUAACAUAAUGAUCAUUGAGGGAAAAUUAUUUAAUAAAUCCUCUCGAAAAAAAAGAUUCUUGGAUUUUUUCACAAAAAUUGAAAUUAGAAUUCUUUUUAAAGGAUUAUUUGAACGAUUUGUACCUAAAGAAGCUUCAAUUAAUUAAUUAUUAAUUCAAGAAUUAAGAUCAAAUAGUACUCAAAGAUCAGGGACUAAACAAAGAUAUGAGUUUUGGGCUUUCUGUUUAUAAGAUAAAGUAAAAAUAACUAUACCUGUAAGAAUAAUUGGAUGUAAACAUCUUGAGUGUUAUGAAUUAACAAGUCUUUUGCUAUUACAACAAGAACAGCAAGAACCUUUUUAUUGUUGUAAUUAUCCAGGUUGUGAUAACAUUAAUAAAAAAAUUGAUAUUUCCUCUAUUCAAAAUUUAUUUUCUAAAAUAGUCAUUGAUAAUGAUUUAUUGUAAUUAAUAAAAAUUAGUAACCCAUAUUCAAUGAAGUUUGUAUUUAAUUAUUAAACUUAAAAAUUUGAAGAGGAUGUAACAAGAUAAAAUGGAAAAAUAAUUGAUCCAACUAUUGAAAAAUACUUUUAGAAAAAUUGUUAAAAUCCUAAAAUUAGUUUUGAGAACUUUUAACAAUAAGUUUUCUAACAAUUAGCAUAAGUGUGCCAAAAUGACCUUUUUAAAGAUUCAUAACAAUAAUUAUAAUAAUUAGAAAAACUUCUUAGAUAUUAAAAAUACCGUAAUUUCGAUGUUGAUAUGAAAGAUUAACUCACUGGAAUGAUAAUUGAGUAACCAGUUAGAUGUAAGAAUUGCAAGGAUCUAAGCAAAUGCCUAGAUUUAAAAAGUUAUUGUUGCGAAUUCAUUAAAACUAAAAUUGAAAGUGCACCAACAGAUUCUUUCGCGUGCCCUUUAUGUAAAACCAAAUAUCAGAGCAAAAUCUUAUAAUGCUCUUUAUAGAACUACAUUUAUUUAGAUUAAAAUUUAUUGUCUAGAAUCUUUAAAGAAUUGUCUUACAGAACAUCAUUUAAAUUUACUUAUUAAGGUCGGGAUUAUAUGAUGCAAGAAUUUUAAGAAAGAUCAAAAUUAUCAAAAUAGGAUUAUAUUGAUGAUUUAAAAGCAAAAAAGCAAAAUUUAAAUAUAGAAUUCAAAUCUAUUACUUGUAAAUUAAAUCAAAAUUAAAAGUUAUAAAUUCCUCUUUUAAUAGGCUAAUGUCCUUUAAAAACUGUAAUUGAUUUCUCAACAUUUUAUCAAUUAUUGAUAAAUUGUGAAUUUAGGCUUGAUUAAGGCCUAAUUGUCUGUAAAUGCUCAGAAUGCAAUACAAAACCAAUUAAAUAAAUAUCAGGAAAUAUCUUUUUUCAUGAAGCAUUUGACCAUGCUCUUAAAUAAUUCUAUAAAACAAACAGUACACAAACUUCAUUUUCUUUUGAUUUUUAAAGAGAUUAGCUUACAUCUAGUUUUGCAAUACCUGAUUAAUAGGCUUUAAAUAUUGUUAAUAUGAAUAAAAGAUAAGGAUUCUUAGAUAUGUUGAAUGAUGAAGAAUAUUAAAGUGUAUUUGGAUAGAAAACAUUCGAUGGAAAAUUUUUUUAGAUUUUAAAAAUAGAGCAAAAUGUAUGUGAUGGAGUUUCAAUAGAAUGUAAUGCUUAAGGAGUAGCAAGUAAUCUAAAAGAAAAGAAAGAUUAAAUGAAUGAAUAUGCAUAGAAUAAUUAGGAUUUAAAAAAAUGGGGAUUUAAAGUGUAAACAAUUUAGAUUUAGCUACAUAAUGACCAAAUUAUUACAAAUAAAGGAGUUUUACAAGAAUGAUUAAGAUAUGUAAUGAC